AUGCCGCUACCCAUUGCGCUGCAGACCCGCUUGGCCAAAAGAGGCAUCCUCAAACAUCUGGAGCCUGAACCGGAGGAAGAGAUCAUUGCUGAGGACUAUGAUGAUGAUCCUGUGGACUAUGAGGCCGCCCGGUUGGAGGGCCUUCCACCUAGCUGGUACAAGGUGUUCGACCCUUUCUGCGGGCUCCCUUACUUCUGGAAUGUGGACACAGACCUCAUGUCCUGGCUCUCCCCACAUGACCCCAAUUUCGUCGUUACCAAAUCUGCCAAGAAGCUCAGGAGCAGUAAUGCAGAUGCUGAAGAGAAGUCGGACCGCAGCCAUGACAAGUCAGACCGGGGCCACGACAAGUCUGACAGAGAUCGAGAACGUGGCUAUGACAAGGUGGACAGAGAGAGAGAGCGGGACAGGGAACGGGAUCGGGACCGUGGAUAUGACAAGGUGGACGGGGAAGAGGGCAAAGAACGGCGCCACCAUCGCCGGGAGGAGCUGGCUCCCUACCCUAAGAGCAAGAAGGUGGCAAGCCGAAAGGAUGAAGAGUUAGACCCAAUGGACCCCAGCUCAUACUCAGACACGCCCCGGGGCACGUGGUCAACAGGACUCCCCAAGCGGAAUGAGGCCAAGACUGGUGCUGACACAACAGCAGCUGGGCCCCUCUUCCAGCAGCGUCCCGACCCAUCGCCGGGGGCUGUGCUCCAGGCCAACGCCGAGGCCUCCCGAACCAAGCAGCAAGACUGA
Molecule: messenger RNA, 735 nt
Organism: Propithecus coquereli (Coquerel's sifaka)
Lineage: Eukaryota; Metazoa; Chordata; Mammalia; Primates; Indriidae
Product: polyglutamine-binding protein 1-like
Exons: 1
Coding region: 1-735 (244 amino acids)
Biological process (GO): alternative mRNA splicing, via spliceosome
Cellular component (GO): cytosol; nuclear body; cytoplasm
Molecular function (GO): ribonucleoprotein complex binding; lipid binding; protein binding
Source: RefSeq, a predicted model, not a curated record